GCUGAAGCCAAACUCUUCAUUUUCUCAAUACGUUCAUAGUAGCUUCACAUCUUCAAGUGCCAACUCCAUGGCGUUGUCUGCUUCAUUACACACCUCUUUGUCACAACCAAAGAUGGCGGAUACCUGGUCUCUGCUUGAUAGAUGUUCAAACAUGGAGGAACUAAAGCAAAUCCACUCCCAAAUGAUCAAAGCAGACCUUGUUGCAGAUGCCGUUCCAAUGAGCAGGCUCUUAGUUUUCUGUGCUUCUCCAAACUCUGGGGACUUGGCCUAUGCUGAAAUGCUAUUUGAGAGGUUUGAGAGACCCAACACUUUGAUGUGGAACACCAUGAUUAGAGGAUACUCCAACAGCUAUGAACCAGAACGAGCCUUGCCUCUGUACCAUCAGAUGCUCCAUCAUUCAGUUCCUUUCAAUGCUUUCACGUUUCCAUUUCUGCUCAAGGCUUGCUCAACUCUAUCAGCUUUGGAAAUCAUUCAACAAAUGCAUGCUCACAUCAUCAAAUUUGGGUUUGGCUCAGAGGUUUAUGCUACAAAUUCCCUGGUUCAUGGGUACGCCAUGGCAGGCAGCAUCAAAUCCGCACAUCUCCUCUUUGGCCGACUUCCCCACCGGGACAUUGUCACUUACAAUACAAUGAUAAAUGGAUGCAAAAGAUGUGGUGAUAUUGAAUUGGCCGAUGAGAUCUUUAAGGAAAUGCCAGAAAAGAAUGUUGUCUCGUGGACAACAAUGAUUUCCAGCUAUGUUGAGGCAGGCCAGUAUAAGAAAUCAUUGAACUUGUUUCAGGAAAUGCAGACUGUGGGCGUCGAACCUGACGAUGUUUCCCUGACGUGCAUACUUUCGGCAUGUGCACAUCUUGGAGCAUUGGAUCAAGGCAAAUGGAUUCAUGCAUAUAUUGACAGAACAGUAAUCCAGAUUGAUCCAAUCAUAGGAUGUGCUCUAAUAGAUAUGUAUGCAAGAUGUGGUGAUGUGGAAGAAGCUCUAGCAGUUUUUCUGAAAAUGGAAAGAAAAAAUGUCGCUGCAUGGACGGCAUUGAUAUCUGGUCUUGCAAUCAAUGGGAAGGCAAGGGAUGCUUUAUAUUGGUUUAUGAAAAUGCAGAAAGCAGGAAUCAUGCCAAACCAGAUCACCUUCACUGCAAUUUUAAAAGCAUGUAGUUAUGCAGGACUAGUUGACAAGGGAAAAUCGUUGUUCCAGAGCAUGGAGAAAAGCUAUGGCUUAAAGCCAACAAUAGAACAUUAUGGAUGCAUGGUUGAUUUACUAGGCCGAGCGGGAAUGUUAACAGAGGCAAAGAAACUUGUUGAGACUAUGCCCAUGAAACCAAAUGCUGUCAUUUGGGGAGCAUUGCUCAGUGCCUGUAGAAUUCAUGGAAAUAAGGAGUUGGGAAAACAGAUAGGAAAAACCCUUAUUGAAGUAGAUCCAGACCAUGGCGGUCGGUAUAUUCAGUUAGCCAGUAUUCAUGCUGCUGCGGGGGAAUGGAACCAAGCAGUUGAAGUAAGAAAAAAGAUGAAAGUACGAGGAUUAGCCAAGCUUCCUGGAUGCAGUGCGAUCAGUAUAAAUGGGAUUGUUCAUGAAUUUUUUGCUGGGGACAAUUCUCACCCAGAUAUGAAAGAGAUCUACCACGAGUGGAACCAAAUUGCAGAGAGACUAAGAGAAGAGGGAUAUAAACCAGCAACAGGUAGCUUAUUGCAUGAUCUUGAGGACGAGGAUAAAGAAACAGCUAUCCAUCACCACAGUGAAAAGCUGGCUAUGGCAUUUGGGUUGAGAAGAAUGAAACCAGGAACAACUCUUCGAAUUGUUAAGAAUCUUCGGAUCUGUGAGGAUUGUCAUACUGUAGCAAGGCUCAUCUCCAAGAUUUAUGAUAAGGAAAUGAUCAUGAGGGAUAGAAUACGGUUUCACCAUUUUAGAGAUGGAAAAUGUACUUGUGGAGAUUACUGGUGAAGAAGGAAAAUAGAAGCAAUAUCCAACAGAAUUUAAUAGGAAUGACAUAAUAGAGGAGGCCAAUACUAACAUGUGGGACAUAUUAGCCUCUCCACAUAUUUUGUGGGUUAUGGUCUGCGUUCAUUUUGCCUGUCUCUGACCCGUCCACAGCCGGAAUCUUGUGCAUGCAUGAUGUUAUUUGUUUUAGCCAUGUUAAAAGAGAUACAAGAUAAUAAACGUCAAGAAAAAAAAUCAGUCAAUGCAAC
Messenger RNA from Tripterygium wilfordii, 2175 nucleotides. Its product is annotated as pentatricopeptide repeat-containing protein At5g66520. The record is from RefSeq and is a predicted model, not a curated record. Gene Ontology annotation, biological process: RNA modification. Gene Ontology annotation, molecular function: RNA binding; protein binding; zinc ion binding. Bases 68 to 1930 code for a protein of 620 amino acids. NCBI's taxonomy places the organism in Eukaryota, Viridiplantae, Streptophyta, Magnoliopsida, Celastrales, Celastraceae. The transcript has a single exon.